UUCUUGCUUGGUUCCUGAUGCGGAAUGGGUGAAAUUUUUUUGUUGGGUUUUUAGGGUUACUGUUUUUUUUUUCUCUGAACUUCAACCAGAGAUUCUCUGGUUGAAGGGUCCAUUCAAUGCGGAUGAUUAAUGCUUCUUAAGGCACUGAGUAGGUAAUUUUUACAAUUGGGUCUUCAUUAAUGCUUCGCAUCUUUCUUCUCCAUCAUGAAAUCAAACGUGGAACUCUGGUAAAUCUCUUCCCUUUUUGCUCAAAGCUCUCAACUUCAUAGAUUCUGUUUGAUCAUCUGAAGAAAGGAAUCGAAUUUGGGUUUGCUUGAUUAAUGCCCGAAUCCCAAGAUCUUAUAGCUUCCUUGAUUUGGGAGGAUGAUGAUUUUGGCCCAACACCCAUUGUUACAGUUUACCUCCUCUUCAAUUGCUCGAUUGAUGGUUUGAACUCUGUUUCUUGAUACCAUUUGAUUCGGUUUCUCGAACUGACAUCAUGUGUGUUGGUCCAAGAACUCGCAAAUGUUGUCGCGUAUGUACGAAUCAUUAUGCAUUUUCUUGUGUACAUACACGAGAUCUGCGAAUCCCAUGAGCAAUCAAGAUUGUUGUUGACAUAAUAUAAGCGGAAAUCUGGAUAGGGAGUAGAAGAUAAACAUGUUUGAUUACAGAUUUUCACUUCAAUCUUGAUGGGAAACAUUCUCGAGAUUUCGAGGAGUUCUUGGUAUGGUGGAUAAACGAGGGUGAAUUCAGUGUUUGAAGCUUGAUUUGAAAAAUCCCGGAAAUGUAAAUGAGGCAAUGGUAAUGGCAAUGGGAAUCCGAUCCUUACGUAUAUCCCCGAGAAGAUUGCCCCCUAAACUCCUACUCAUAACCCUUCUUAUACUUUUCCCGAUAUGUUUGUUCGGUAUCCUCUCAAAUUACCAAACCAUUUCGUAUUUUUUCCGUCCCCUUUGGGACAAACCACCUCCGCCUUUUGAACAUAUAAUACCUCAUUACUACGCCGAGAAUGUCUCAAUGGAACAUCUAUGUAAACUCCAUGGAUGGACACUACGGUCUCAGGCAAGGCGAAUCUUCGAUGCCAUCAUCUUCAGCAACGAGCUCGACAUCCUCGAGAUCAGAUGGUCGGAACUCGAACCCUACGUGACGAAGUUUGUGAUCCUCGAGUCCAACACGACGUUCACAGGUAUCCCGAAACCUCUCUUCUUCGAUUCCAACAGGGCGAGAUUCUCGUUCGCCGAGGGCAAAAUCGUCCACGGGGUUUUCCCGGGGAGGAUACGCCCUCGAGGGAAGAACAAGGACCCGUUUGUCCUGGAAUCGCAACAACGGAUCGCCAUGAACAGAUUGCUCGGACGAGCGGGCGUACGAGACGGAGAUCUCGUCAUAAUGUCCGAUACAGACGAGAUCCCGAGCCCUCACACGGUAAAGUUCUUGAAAUGGUGCGAUGGAAUACCAAACAUAAUGCAUCUGGAACUGAAAGAUUACAUGUAUUCCUUCGAGUUUCCUGUCGAUUACAGCAGCUGGAGAGCCUCGGUUCACGUUUAUAACUCCUGGAGGACGCAAUACCGACAUUCCCGUCAAUCCGACGUCAUAUUUUCUGACGCGGGUUGGCAUUGCAGCUUCUGUUUCAGACAUCUGACAGAGUUUGUCUUCAAGAUGAAAGCCUAUAGCCAUGCGGAUAGAGUGAGGCGGAAGGGUUUUCUCGAUGUUUCGAGGAUUCAGAGACAGAUUUGCAGAGGAGACGAUCUCUUCGACAUGCUGCCGGAAGAAUACAGCUUCAAGGAACUGAUCAAGAAGAUGGGUUCGAUCCCUCAUUCGGCAUCCGCCGUUCAUCUUCCGGCGUAUUUGAUUCAGAACGCUGAUCGGUUUCGGUUUCUCCUGCCCGGAGGAUGCCUCCGAGAAGAACCUUAAAAAGGAUUCUGUCUUAUUUGGUUUUGUUGGUAGAUUUUUUUAAUGCAGUUUGUAUUGAUGGAGAAAAAAACUAUAAAUAAGGAUUUAUUUUUUGGAUUCUUAAGCCUAACAAUAACGUGAAGUUAACGUGAA
Messenger RNA from Tarenaya hassleriana, 2019 nucleotides. RefSeq names its product beta-1,4-mannosyl-glycoprotein 4-beta-N-acetylglucosaminyltransferase. The record is from RefSeq and is a predicted model, not a curated record. Gene Ontology annotation, molecular function: beta-1,4-mannosylglycoprotein 4-beta-N-acetylglucosaminyltransferase activity. The transcript has 3 exons. Bases 778 to 1887 code for a protein of 369 amino acids. NCBI's taxonomy places the organism in Eukaryota, Viridiplantae, Streptophyta, Magnoliopsida, Brassicales, Cleomaceae. Gene Ontology annotation, cellular component: membrane. Gene Ontology annotation, biological process: protein N-linked glycosylation; N-acetylglucosamine metabolic process.